Messenger RNA from Trifolium pratense (red clover), 558 nucleotides. Its product is annotated as agamous-like MADS-box protein AGL62. Gene Ontology annotation, molecular function: DNA-binding transcription factor activity, RNA polymerase II-specific; RNA polymerase II cis-regulatory region sequence-specific DNA binding; protein dimerization activity. The record is from RefSeq and is a predicted model, not a curated record. Gene Ontology annotation, biological process: regulation of transcription by RNA polymerase II. The coding region runs from base 1 to 558 and encodes 185 amino acids. NCBI's taxonomy places the organism in Eukaryota, Viridiplantae, Streptophyta, Magnoliopsida, Fabales, Fabaceae. The transcript has a single exon.
AUGGUUUUCGAUGGAAAUAACAAUGCAACAAAACUCAACACUCGGAAGAGAAAAUUUGGUGAAAUCAAGAAAACGGAAAAAUCAAACAAGUCUCAAAUGAUGUUCUCAAAUUGUAUACUCGGACUUUUCAACAAAGCAACUGAGCUCUCUGUUCUAUGCAAAGCAAAAACUGCACUCAUUAUUACAUCACCCAACAAUGAGCUCUAUACAUGUGGCUAUCCUAAUUGCGACGCCAUCAUUCAACAAUUCUUGACCGGAAAAGAUACCAUUGAAGACAGCGAGAUAAAGAAGCAAGAGGAGAUUGUUGAAACCUUAAGGCUUGAGUAUGAGGCAAUUGGAGAUAAACUUAAGAAACUUUUGGAAGAAGAAAAGAAUUGGCAAGCUAUCAAUGAUGAGGCAGAGAAGAGUGGUUCGAUUUCCUCUUGUUGGUGGAAUGAUCCUAUUGAUGAUAUGGAUUUACAAUCUCUUGAGGAAUUUAAGACUUAUUUGGAAAAGUUGAGACUUAAUUUAGGUUCAGCCAAUGACGAAAAGAAGUUAAUGUCCACACUUCGAUCUUGA